AUGAUGCUCAGCCCGGACCAAGCGGCCGACUCCGACCACCCCUCCUCGGCGCCCUCCGACCCGGAGUCCCUGGGCGGUGCGGACGGCCAGGCGCUCAGCUGCUGCGUCUCCGACCCGGAGCCCGCGGAGGGCGGCGGCGUGGGGGGAGGCGGAGAGGGCCGCGGCGGGGGGCGGCCGGGGCUGCACCCGCCGCCGCUGAGCCGCGAGGAGAAGCGGCGGCGGCGGAGAGCCACGGCCAAGUACCGCUCGGCCCACGCCACGCGGGAGCGGAUCCGCGUGGAGGCCUUCAACCUCGCCUUCGCCGAGCUGCGGAAGCUGCUGCCCACACUACCCCCCGACAAGAAGCUCUCCAAGAUCGAAAUCCUGCGCCUCGCCAUCUGCUACAUCUCCUAUCUCAACCACGUCCUGGACGUGUAG
Molecule: messenger RNA, 417 nt
Organism: Numida meleagris (helmeted guineafowl)
Lineage: Eukaryota; Metazoa; Chordata; Aves; Galliformes; Numididae
Gene: NHLH2
Product: nescient helix-loop-helix 2
Exons: 1
Coding region: 1-417 (138 amino acids)
Biological process (GO): regulation of transcription by RNA polymerase II
Molecular function (GO): DNA-binding transcription factor activity, RNA polymerase II-specific; protein dimerization activity; RNA polymerase II cis-regulatory region sequence-specific DNA binding
Source: RefSeq, a predicted model, not a curated record